Messenger RNA from Parnassius mnemosyne (clouded apollo), 6372 nucleotides. The record is from the annotation of a GenBank genome assembly. Lineage: Eukaryota; Metazoa; Arthropoda; Insecta; Lepidoptera; Papilionidae.
GUUUGCUCGGGAAGUCUUCUGCUGAUGGGCCCCGGGGGAUUGGAUCCUUUAAGGGAGCAACCGUAGGCCGUAACAAUGACCUUAACUGGACACUUCUCAAAUAUGCAUAUUUCCUUCACCGCCAAGAACGUAGUAAAUCAACACUUCAAAUUGCUCUUAAAAAAAUUUUCGACUACAUUGAUGAUGUUCUCUAUUAAUAUUAUUGAAGUCGGUUUUAUAAAAUUUUUUAAUUUUACGUUUUGUUAUUUUUCUUUUUGUACAGGAAAUGGGGUGGAGAGACGUAUGUUUUCUUGCACGAUUUGUGGUACCAAGGAGGCAAUCAUAUUUCUGUGAUGCCAAUGUACGAACUGUACAGGAAGAAGAGGGAGACACAACGGCCGUUGUGGGCGGACUUAGUAUUCGGCUUCAGGGAGCUCGAUAUGAGACAGCUCGAUUAUUUGAGUCGAAUGCAUUCGAUUAAUUAUGCGUAUGUAAAAAAUAUAUUAUAAGAUAAGAGUGACAAACGAGCACAGAGUCCACCUGAUGAUAAGUGGUUGCUGCGGCCCAUAGACAUCUACAUCUAUUCUCGAUUACAAAUCAAAAUGCAGAUGCGUCGUCACCCGUGAGGACUAAGAUGGAAUGCCUCGUUUCCAGUAAAAAAGGGUCUCCGGUUCUCUACACUCACCAUACGAAACACAGCAGCGUUAAGCUGCUAUUUUACGCUGGUAUUCUGUGAGAGCGUAGUCCUUCCCCGGUCGAGCCUACCCAUUCGUGCUACAACUACACUACUAAUAUAGCUACAGCAUGGCUCUACCACGUAAAAAAAAUGGCAUUUUAUUAUACAACUUUUUCUAAAUGUGGUUAGAUUUCUUUAUGGACAGUUUAAAUCAUUAAUAGGAAUCAUUCGACACUUUACCAAAAGUGCAUGAAAACGAAUGAAAAAUGUAUGAAAAUAUAACUAUAAUAAGUAUGUCAAACGAUGUGUUGGUUUGCCAUCCCAUUGGACUAUGAGAGUGGACACUAUAAUCCUGUCCUGAGUAGAUAGUCUCCGUUGAGACUGGCCGCCGUGACCAAAAUUCGGACAUGAUUAUAUCUAUAUAUAUCCGGGACACCUGAGAUUUUGAGUGAGAUUGAGAGGUUCUAUGGGCAGCUGUACACGUCAUCGUUGGAGCCACACGCAAGUGUGAGUAACGAUCCAAGAGCGUGUCUCAUCCGACACUAUUCCGAAGAUAUCCCGGACGUCAGUCUGAGCGAGAUUAGAAUGGCUCUCCAGCACCUUAAAAACGGUAAGGCCCCAGGCGAGGAUGGAAUUACAGCGGAGCUUCUGAAAGCGGGUGGAAGACCGGUACUUCAAGUCCUUCAGAAGCUCUUUAAUUCCGUCCUCCAUGGUGGCAUUACACCGGAGGCGUGGAGCAGAAGUGCGGUGGUCUUGUUCUUCAAGAAAGGUGACAACGCUCUCUUGAAGAACUACAGACCGAUUUCCCUUCUGAGCCGCGUCUACGUGCUGUUUUCGAGAGUCAUUACGAAUCGUCUCGCGCGCAGACUUGACGACUUCCAGCCUCCCGAACAAGCCGGUUUCCGAAAGGGCUUUAGCACCAUAGACCACAUACAUACCCUUCGGCAAAUUGUACAGAAGUCCGAAGAGUACAAUUUGCCACUAUGUCUGGCGUAUGUGGACUAUGAGAAAGCCUUUGAUUCCGUCGAAAUUUGGGCGGUGCUGCAGUCCCUUCAGCGGUGCCAAGUUGACUGUCGGUAUAUCGAAGUGUUGAAGUGCUUGUACAGUAGGGCUACGAUGGCUAUCCGAGUACAGAACCAGAGUACGAAACCUAUCCAAUUGCAGAGAGGUGUAAGACAGGGUGACGUCAUAUCCCCGAAACUCUUCACCGCUGCAUUGGAAGACGUUUUCAAGCCUCUGGACUGGAAAGGAUACGGUAUCAACAUCAAUGGCGAGUACAUCACUCACCUUCGAUUUGCCGACGAUAUAGUCCUUAUGGCAGAAUCGCUGGAGGACCGAAGCACUAUGCUCAAUGACCUCGAUAGUGUUUCCCAACGGAUAGGUCUUAAGAUGAACAUGGAUAAAACAAAGAUCAUGUUCAAUGUCCAUGCCACACCUAUGCCGGUAGUUGUUGGGAGCACUAAGCUCGAAGUUGUUGACGAGUAUGUUUACCUGGGACAAAUAGUCCGCCUAGGUAAGUCCAACUUCGACCGAGAGGUCAAUCGACGGAUUCAACUCGGCUGGGCAGCGUUCGGGAAGCUACGACACAUCUUCUCGUCAGACAUACCUCAAAACCUGAAAACGAAAUUGUACAACCAGUGCGUGUUGCCAGUGAUGACUUAUGGAACUGAGACGUGGUCCUUCACUGUUGGCCGUAUGGGGAAGCUCAAGGUCGCUCAGCGAGCUAUGGAGAGGGCUAUGCUCGGAGUUUCUCUGCGUGAUAAACUUAGGAAUGAGGAUAUCCGCAGUAGAACCAGUGUAACCGACAUAGCCCAACGGAUUAGUAAGCUGAAGUGGCAGUGGGCCGGCCAUAUAGCUCGAAGAACCGACAACCGAUGGGGAAGAAAGGUUCUCGAGUGGCAGCCUCGUACCGGUAGGCGAAGUGUAGGGCGUCCCCCCACGAGAUGGAGUGACGACCUGGUAAGACAUGCAGGAAGUCGAUGGAUGCAGGUGGCUCAGGACCGUGCUUUGUGGCAUUCUUUGGGGGAGGCCUAUGUUCAGCAGUGGACUUGUGAAGGGCUGUAAUGAUGAUGAUGAUAUAUCUAUUACCUAGUUUCGGAAUUGUGGUCCUAUUACACAACUCCGCCAUAUUUUAAUGUAAAGCUGACUUUUCUUUCCUUUUAAAAAUGCCACAUCCUGCCGCCCUUCCCCAAGCUACGCCCACUGUCUUUACGGUCCACCUUAAAUUAUUGAGAGGUCUUCGCGCGCUCAGCGCGCGAUGCCCUUUUAUUAAUCUAAGCUGUCCACUAACUGUGUUUUUAUUUUUAUUUUGUCUGUCUGACAUUUUUAAUACACUAUAUUAAAAAAAAUCACUUGUUUGCCAAUAUUUCACUAGGUUAGUAGGUUGCUACACGAAUAUUAAUGUUCUAAUAUACGAGUAUUUAUAGUAGGCACAAAGCAAAUCUACAGCUCGAUCGCGCAGUGGCUAAGCGUUUGGCAAAUAUUUGUAUGGCUCUUAAGCAAUUUAAACGAUGCAGAAGAUAUUUCAAGUUUGAAGCUAACUUUUUCUUUUAAGAAUAAAAGUAAAGAAAAGUACUAGAGUAAUUAGGUAUUCAGCGAGUUUAAAUCCAGCUAGUGCAAGCAUUUGUCUAAAACAAAAAUUGUUUAUUGUUAUAUAAUUUCGAAUCCGGUUUUGUUGUUUAUCUCCAUUGUUGUUUAUUCCAUAUGUCCGUGACACUAUGUCUUAGCCAACUCCCAAUCGUAUCGCAAGCGAGUACCUACUAACUUAAGUAAUUAUUUUCAUAGAGCCGGUCGAACUUUCACAACAUUUGUCAUUCAAGCACCUAAGCUUAUGGAAUAUUUGUACAUGAGGUAUAAUCGUUUAAAGGGUAAAGUGGUAAACGCCAAGUUGGCGUCCUUGUCGGAUCCCAUUCUGCAUAACUUUCAAGUGGUAAUCAAUUGCACCGGACUCAGCGCGAGAGACAUCGUGCCGGACAGUAGAGUCUUUCCUAUACGAGGACAAAUCGCAAGGGUAAUUUUUAUUUUUUUAGAUAUUUAUAAAGCAUUGUAUAUUUCACCGUGUAGUAGCAGUGUAAGUAUAUCCUCUUUCCUCCUCCUCCUUCCUCAAAUCGCCCAUUGGUGUCGUAAGAGGCAACAGAGUGAGACAAACCAGAAGAUGGGCAGCAGUGUCUUGCUAAUAACGACUAAAAAAUAAAAUAACAUGCGUGAGUGUCGUGGAACACUCGGCUUGAACGAAGUUCCUUUCGUAGUAUAUUAUUAUUGAUAAACGUAUUCUAUUAUUGAUUAGCAAAUACAAAUAAAUUAAUUACUAGCGUCUAUUAAAAUUAAAACGAAGCGUCAUUUCAAAUGAUAUUUCUUUCAUGGCAAAAUAAGAAGUGCAAGGGAGAUGGAUAUCAUUCCAUCUCGGUCGCGCUAUAGAAAGGUAGUCGUGACCACAGAGUACUUUUUUAUAUAUAGGAAGUCGUGACGGACAAAAUCUUACACUUUUCUCUCUCACCUAACCCCCAUCCGUCAAAUUCGUACCGUGCUAUGUAGUACUAUUAUUUAUUAUGUGACCGUGCGAUAAGGAACUUCGUUCCAAAAACUGUAGUUGUUAAACCGCCUGCCAAGCAACUAGGGCGUUAACUCUCCUAAUUGGGAGAGACCUAUGUUCUGGAAUGACUUUUGAUAGGCUGUAACGGUAGCGGUAUUAAUUUUUUUAUAUUAUUAAUUUUAUAUUAUUAACAUUAAUUAUAAUCAUCUAUUUUUUAUAAUACCCAUAAUAAUAACAAACAUGCGUAAACCGUAGGCACUUAUGCGCUGUCAAUUUUGAGGACUAAGAUGAAAUUGUUCGUGACCAAAAAAUUAUUGGUGAUUUUAUUGAUAAAAAAUUAUAAUUUUAACAUAAAAACACGUAAUAAUUAUCGAAUCAAUCGAUAAAUAUGACAAUUAUGAUACUGGCAACCAGCAUUUUAUAAUAAAAAAUAAAAAAAAAAUGAAAUAAUUGUCAUAUUAAAUUGUCAUUCCUGUAACAUCGCAAAUAACCUUUUUAUAUAUUAUUAUCUCACAAAUACAAGUGUACUUAUUGAAACUAUUUACCUACUUUUAAUAUUAAAAGUAUAAAUUAUUUUACAAAAAAAAAGUAAAAAUUGUUUCAGUAAGUAUGCGAAUUAAAGAACAUAAUAGUUACAUUAAUAUGAUGUACAUAGUAUAGCUAUAUAUAGCGAAUUAGUUCGGAUUCAAUUUGUAGGAGACGCUAGUAGUUCAAUUUUGUCUGCAAUAAAAUAUCGUCAGAGGGCUCUCUUUUCCUGUAUAUACUUAUUAUACUCUUUGAUUUAGGGAAAGAAAAUUCAGCUCAACUUUUUAAAUAACGCCAAAAUCUCAAACAAUAAACAAAUUAUAAGCACACUGUAGCAUUGACAGUUUUGAAAGUAUAGGUUGAUACAGAUGAUCUGUACACACAUAAGUUAGUAUUUGCCAAAGUAUAAAGAAACGCUUCGCGUUAUGAGGCGUGCAUUACUCUCGACACGUUAAGGUCAAGCAAUUUUGUGUUCUUCAAAUGCCUCUAUCAUAACCAUAUUGCACUUAUACGAUAAUAUGAGUAGACGUACAUCAAGAAAACACUAAUUAAUCUUUUUAUUUUCUAAAAAUGAUUUUAUAUUAAAAAACGGUUUGAAAAAAAUUUACGUGGACGCUCGGAUGUUGAUUUUGUAUGUGGUCAAAAUAAGUCCCGAAAGAAUUGACGUAUCAAGACCAGGUUUUUUAUGGUCUAUUUCAUAUCAAUAGCCUAGUAGGUACGCGUAGUUUAUUAAUAUAAUUAUUUUCAACUCUUAUAAGUUUUAUUGCUACUAAAGAUUUAAAGGCAAUUUCAUAUUUUUUAGCCCAUAUAGACAUAGGAGAAAUGUUCCACACAAGCCUACAUCGAUUUUAUACUUUGUGUAAUCUAUUUAUUUUGGUUAACAUUAUUAAUUUUCCCCCUGUGUUGCUUUAUGUAUAGGUAACACUACCUGUUAAAAUAAUAAAGCGCUAAAUUUAAAACUCGUAAAUAAUAUAUUUCAAAAAUCAGGAACACAAUAUAUUUUUUUCAUCAACAUCGAAUGAAACGCUCAAUGAGGCGUGCACUUUUGGAUUUUCCAAACUAUUUGUUAUUUGAAUUAUUAACAAAAACAUAUUUAUUCUAGGUCAAAGCUCCUUGGCUUAACUACACCAUUAUUGACGAAGACAGCGGGCAUUAUAUUAUUCCGAAUGACGCAAUUUGCGUGCUAGGUGGGACUCAUCAAGAGAACGAUUACAGAACGGAAAUCGAUGACAGCAACACUGAAUUCAUAUUGGAUGGUUGCCGUCAAAUGAUACCGGGACUGGAGCAUGCCGAACUGAUGAAACACUGGGCAGGUUUGCGGCCUGGCAGAGACGCGGUCAGAUUAGAAGCGGAGGAACGAGACGGAAAGAUAUACAUACACAAUUACGGCCAUGGUGGUAGUGGCCUGACUCUGUUCUGGGGUUGUGGUAAUAAUGUCCUGCAACUACUGGAAAAACAUUUGAGCUCAAUCAAACCAACAACAACAAAUUCAAAACUUUAAUGUAUAAAAACAUGUAUAGAAAUAUACAAAAAUAAAGUUUAUGAAAUAUAUACAUUGUUGACAAACAAAAAUUAACCUUGCAACCAAGUUUGCAUAACUGGCUGAUAAAAAAUACAUUUGGUUUUAUUUUAAAUAUGUAAAUUAAGAAUUAAAGUAUGU